Messenger RNA from Terrapene triunguis (Three-toed box turtle), 2804 nucleotides. It is a transcript of the gene RAPGEFL1, whose product is annotated as Rap guanine nucleotide exchange factor like 1. Gene Ontology annotation, molecular function: guanyl-nucleotide exchange factor activity. Bases 18 to 1907 code for a protein of 629 amino acids. The record is from RefSeq and is a predicted model, not a curated record. NCBI's taxonomy places the organism in Eukaryota, Metazoa, Chordata, Testudines, Emydidae. Gene Ontology annotation, cellular component: plasma membrane. Gene Ontology annotation, biological process: positive regulation of GTPase activity; Ras protein signal transduction. The transcript has 15 exons.
GCCCCGGCCGGCCGGGCAUGAAGCCGCUGGAGAAAUUCCUGAAGAAGCAGGGCUCGCACCUGGCGGGCCGGGCCGGGCCGGGCCCGGGGGGGCUGCAGCGCCGCCAGAGCGUCUCCCGCCUGCUGCUGCCCGGCUUCCUCCGGGAGCCCGCCGAGGAGCCCGAGCGGGGCAUGGAGCCGGCCCAGCCCGGCGGCGACGGGCGCUGGCUGGAGCUGCGGCCCCCGGACGCCGCGCUCCGGUCCCCCUCGUCCUUCUCCUCCGAGGAGCUGUCCCCCGGCGGCGGGGAGCCGCCGCUGAGCCCCGACCCCGCCGCCACCUGCUGCUGGCCCCCGGGGCCGCCCGACAGCCCCGAGCGCCUGCUGGGGGCGCUGCUGGACCGGCUCGGGGGGGGGCCGACCUCGCACGGCCAGGGCUGCGGCGCAGACGUGCUAUUGGACGACGUCAUCCUCACUCACUCGCUCUUCCUGCCGACCGAGCACCUGCUGCAGCAGCUGCACCAGCGCUUCCUGCUGGCGUCGGGGGGCCCUUCGCCCGGCUGGGAGGAGAGCGACGCGCUCCCGAGGAAGCGGGCCGUGCUGACCGUGCUGCUGCACUUCCUGGAGACCUACAAGGGCAUCCUGCAGGAGGAGGAGAGCGCUGGGAAAGUCAUCAAGGAUCUCUACCUGCUGAUCAUGAAAGACGCCUCCCUCUACCCGGAGCUGGAAGACGAGAUCCUGAGACUGCACCAGCUGGUGGAGACGGUGGAGCUCAAGGUGCCCGAGGAGACCCCACCACCCAGCAAGCAGGUCAAGCCCCUUUUCCGGCACUUCCGGCGCAUCGACUCCUGCCUCCAGACCCGGGUGGCCUUCCGGGGCUCGGAUGAGAUCUUCUGCCGCGUGUACAUGCCCGACCACUCCUACGUCACCAUCCGCAGCCGCCUCUCGGCCUCGGUGCAGGACAUCCUGGCCGCGGUGACGGAGAAGCUGCAGUACUCGGAGGAGCAGAGCGCCCGCGAGGAAGCCCUCGCCCUGGUGGCGGUGGCGUCGUCUGGAGAGAAGGCCGUGCUGCAGCCCAGCGAGGAGUGCGUCUUCACCACGCUGGGCAUCAACAGCCACCUCUUCGCCUGCGCGAAGGACGCCAUUGAGUCGCUGGUCCCGCUGCCUGAGGAGAUCCAGGUCUCGCCGGGCGACACCGAGAUCCACCGCGUGGAGGCUGAGGAAAUAGCCAAUCACAUGACGGCCUUUCACUGGGAACUCUUCCGCUGCAUCCACGAGCUGGAGUUUGUGGACUACGUUUUCCACGGGGAGCGGGGCCGGCGGGAGACGGCCAACCUGGAGCUGCUGCUGCAGCGCUGCAGCGAGGUGCAGCACUGGGUGGCCACGGAGAUGCUGCUGUGCGAGUCGCUGGGGAAGCGCGCCCACCUGCUCAAGAAGUUCAUCAAGAUCGCAGCCAUCUGCAAGCAGAACCAGGACAUGCUGUCCUUCUAUGCCGUGGUGAUGGGGCUGGACAACGCGGCCGUCAGCCGGUUACGGCUCACCUGGGAGAAGCUUCCGGGCAAGUUUAAGAACCUGUUCCGGAAGUUUGAGACUCUGACGGACCCCUGCCGGAAUCACAAAACCUACCGGGAAGUCCUCUCCAAGAUGAACCCCCCCCUCAUCCCCUUCGUGCCCCUCAUCCUGAAAGACCUGACGUUUGUGCACGAGGGCAGCAAGACGCUCCUGGAUGGGCUGGUGAAUGUGGAGAAGCUGCACUCAAUCGCCGAAAAAGUGAGGACAAUCCGGAAGUACCGCAGCCGGCCCCUGUGCCUGGAUUUGGAGGCGUCGCCCAGCCAGCUGCAGACCAAGGCCUACGUGCGCCAGUUCCAGGUGAUCGACAAUCAGAACCUGCUCUUCGAGCUCUCCUACAAGCUGGAGGCGAGCAGCCAGUGACAGCCGGGGGGCGCUGGAUCCGUCACACUACAGCACUUUGGCCGGCCCCGGCCCCGGCUCGCCGGACGCCCCUGUGCUUGGGGAGACACGGGGCCUGGUGCCGCGGCACUUUGUGGUUUACAGAGUCGGCUGGACUUUAAACACGUGGCCCUUCCCCAUCGGGGGUGGGGGGCGACCCCUGCUGCGCAGACGGGGUGGGCCGGGACCGGCUUUCGGUCUAGCUUUAAACUCCGGCCCAGCUGGGCCAGGCGCCCAGGGCACUGUCUGGGGGACCAGGGCAUGGGCAGGAGACACUGUCCCCUCUGCCGGGUGCCAGUGGGGUGGGUCGGAGCCAGGUGGGGUGAGGGGCUGCAUGUGGUGUGGGGAUCAGCAUUCCCCUUGGCAAACAAAGGGGACCUGUGCCCCCUGGGUCCCAGAUCCCUCUCGCCCCAUUCCUGUUCUCUCUUCUCGGGUUCAACCCUCCUGCUUCUCCCACCCGUGUGUGUUUCCCUCCUUUCCUCCAUCCCCCAGCCAGAGCAGCUGUGAUUCCAACCUCCCCCCCCACCCCCCGGCUCUCAGAGGGACAGGGCGCUGGGACCCUGAGCCCCUUGCUGGGGCGCUCUGAGUGCAUGUCAGAAUGCAAAGGGCCCCCCUAAGGGGAAGCAGCAUUGGGGUGCUGGGGAGAAGCCCUGGCUCUGUCCCCCAGAGUUGGUCCUGCUGAAGGCACUGCACUUCCCUGUAGUUUCAAAGCUAUGGGUUCCCCCGCCCUAGUUUCAAAGCUAUGGGUUGUCCCCGCCCGCUUGCCCGCCCAGGGUGACUUGGUCCCUAGGAGUUUGGCUGCAGUAACUGACAGGGCCGGCUCCAAGCACCAGCUUGCCAAGCAGGUGCUUGGGGCGGCCACUCCGGAGAGGGGCGGCA